Messenger RNA from Andrographis paniculata, 1356 nucleotides. Its product is annotated as protein RALF-like 19. The record is from RefSeq and is a predicted model, not a curated record. Lineage: Eukaryota; Viridiplantae; Streptophyta; Magnoliopsida; Lamiales; Acanthaceae. The coding region runs from base 756 to 1112 and encodes 118 amino acids. The transcript has a single exon.
GAAAACAGUGAAUAUUCAUUCUUAUGCAUUUCUUUCUUUUUCUCCUUCCAUUUAUAACCAAGUUACUAUGUGGGCAAUAAAUGUUUAGUAUAUGGUUUUAUAUGUCUGUGAAACCACAGCAUGUUUGGUUCUGCAGAGAAAUGAAAAUUUAAGGUAUAUUCUGUUGAAAGAAAGUGCCUCAUCCUGUCUACAAUUAAACUAUGCUUUGGCUUUCAUCUCUAAUCCUUUUUCUUACAGUGUUCUUACAGUGUCAGUGUCAUCCUGUUCUUGAAUUCCAGCCCAAUUAUCAAGAUAAGACAAGUUUUGCAUUUAGCAGCAGAUCUUGAAGAUGUCUUUCGAUCUUCUUCCCUCUAGACAAUCUAAUCUCAGUUAGAUGGAAAUACAUAAAUUUCGAUGUUGAUUUGGAGCCCUACCCAACAAAAGAGUAUAUGCAAGGGAUUCAGUUGGUGAUUAUUUUUUAUUUUUAAACUUUAUACUAAUAAAAUAAAAUAGAAUGAACAAAAUAUACCACCAGUUUCUGUAAUGGCGGAAAGAUCGGCCUCAAGUUUAGGCCCACCGCUUCCAAUGGCAGAAAUCACGGUGCGUCCACAACCAACACAUCUUCUUCCUCCAAGCAGGUCCUCCUUCACGUGACCUCGAAAUCCAUAAAAAACCUAAUACAUCGCAAAUUACGAACACACAAAAACGAUUGUGUCAAAAAUCUAUCCGAUACGUCCUGCCAAUUUAUGAGUUUGUUGGCGUAAGUCAAAUUACCCAUGGCGAUGGCUUUCCGAACGGAGCUCGUUCUCCUGGCGGUGGCAUUAGCCGCCAUGGUUGCGGUGGCGCAUUCGACCAAAGGUCACGAGGCGGUCCACUUUGGGACGAAAUUUGACGUCGCCGGCCACGGCUUGCCAAUGGACCUCGACGGUGAUGAAUUUCUAAUGGAGUCGGAAUCAGCGCGGCGGCAGCUCGGAGGCGGCGGCGGAUACAUCAGCUACGGCGCAUUGAACAGGAACAAUGUGCCGUGCAACCAGCGAGGGCAGUCGUACUACAAUUGCCGUGACCACCAGACGGCCAAUCCCUACCAGCGCAGCUGCACCAGAGCCACCAGGUGCGCCAGAAAUACCCGCUGAAGCCGAUGAAAGAAAGACUCCACCCUACCCUCCACGUGCUCCUCACGUGCCCUUUCUUUUUCUUUUUCUUAUUUAUUUGUUGUUUUUUUCCCCAACUCCAAUCGUAUAUUUCUUCAUUCACAAAGUAUUAACAUCGUAUAUUUUAAUUUUAUUUAAUGCUGAAAACACAUACGUACAUUAAUACACACACAUUAUGCAAUCCAAUUUGUGUUUUAAUUAACAGCAAUCAAUUUUGUAUGAACUU